GCGGUUCCGGGUUCCCCGCGGGCCCGAGCGGCCGUGCGUGCCGGCCCGCGCCGCUAGGAGCCAUGGCCGGUGCCGAGCGCAAGAAACACGUCCGCUUCGCCGGCUCAGCGCAGGUGGCGGCGGGGCCCGGACCGGGACCUGGUCCGGGCCCGGGCCCGCGCCUCCCCGCCGCGCCGCACGCGGAGGUGGCCGUGGUCGGCGGGCGGCGGUGCGGGGAGGGAGCCGCGCUGCGGUGGUGCGUCUCCGCGGCGCUGUGCGCGGCCUUCCUGGGGCUGGGCACGAGCAUCGCCGUGCUGGGACCGACCUUCCAGAACCUGGCCGACAACGUGCACAAGAACGUCACCGACAUCUACUACAUCUUCGUGGGCCGCUCUCUGGGCUACCUGGGCGGCUCCGUGCUCGGCGGGAUCCUCUUCGACCACGUCAACGCGCACCUCCUGCUCGCAUUUUCCAUGCUUGGAACCACAGCUGGUCUUUUUGCCAUACCGUGGUGUAAGAGGUCCCUGCUGCUGACUGCCUUGAUGUCGCUCAUUGGAGCUGCCAUGGGAGUUCUUGACACAGGUGGCAAUGUUCUUGCACUGAACACGUGGGGAACAGAGGCCGGACCGCACUUGCAGGCCUUGCACUUCAGUUUUGCCAUGGGUGCAUUUGUGGCUCCGAUCCUGGCUAAAAUGGCAAUGGGAAAUUCCGAGCCCAGAGACCUUCAGGCAGGUGAAAAUGCAAGCCAGUCUGUCCUGAGCCCCGUGCCAACAGCGUCGGCUACACUAGCACUGAAACACCAUCUUGGUGUCGAUUUCUUGUGGUCCUAUAUUGUCAUAGGGACCUAUCUUCUGUUUGUUUCUUUCUUCUUUUUUAUUUUGUAUUCAAAGAGCAGCUCGGUUCGAGACAAAUCAAAGGCUUCUGCGCAGAAAUGCAAGGUUGCCAAAUACCACCAUGUCCUUAUCAUUCUCCUUUUCCUUUUCUUCCUCUGCUACGUGGGAGCGGAGGUUACUUACGGCUCCUACAUAUUUACUUAUGCAAAGGUCUUUGCUGAGAUGAAAGAAAGCGAAGCAGCUGCUCUGAAUUCUGUCUUCUGGGGAGCGUUUGCUGUUUGUAGAGCGGUGUCGGUAUUUUGUGCUGCUUGCUUAUACCCCGGCACUAUGAUCGUGCUGAGCCUCAUUGGCUCUGCUGUCUCCUCUUCGUCCUUGGCUUUCUUUGCACACUACCCAAUUUCGCUGUGGGCUGGAACUGCGGUGUACGGAGCCUCCAUGGCCACCAUCUUCCCCAGUGGCAUUUCCUGGAUCGAGCAGUACACGGUCAUCCAGGGGAAGUCAGCUUCUCUCUUCGUGGUUGGUGCUGCUCUGGGGGAGAUGUGCAUUCCUGCGGUGGUCGGGUACCUGCAGGGGAGGUUUCACCACGUUCCUGUGGUCAUGUACACUGCGCUGGGAACUUCGGCAAUGACGGCCGUGCUGUUUCCUGUGAUGUACAAAUUGGCCACCGCUUCUGGAGAGAGCUCGAGAGAGAUGAGCGAAAGCGAGGACAGGAAGGCUUUGUUGUCCAGUUCGGGGCUUAAUGAAGAUGAAGAGGAUGAGGAGGAUGCAGGAGAGUGGAAUGAAGCAGACUUUGAGGUAAUAGAAAUGAACGAUACCCUGAGAAACUCUGUGGUAGAGACCUCUCUUAAGGCAGCAGGGGACUCCUCAUCCGAAGCCUCCCUCCAGCCACAUCCAGCUGAUGCUGGGGGCGAUUUUCCAGUGGCAGCUGGCAGCUCCCCUGGGAGAAAAAGCAUGAAUGUUGACCGGGAGAAGAACGAUUAGAGUAACAGCUGACUCUUUGGUUUUUAACUACAAUGCAAUGGAAUCGUAGCCGUUGUCAUAAAGUGGUUCAAGGAUCUUCUCAGAGUACAGAGGAGGUUUCCACCUUUGCCCGUCCUUCCUCCUUCCUCAGUUUCAGUCUGCAGCGAUGUAUCCCGGAGAGAGCCCACAAUGAUGUGAAUGUGGUAACGUGAUACAAUUUGUAGACUAUGCUGAAAAUGUUAAAACCUGAGAGGUUUUCUAAAUGUCAGGCAUGCAUUUAAGUCAUUUACGCUGUGAUGUGAGCUAGCUGGGAAGAAGCUGCUCAGACCACUUGGUUUCUUGGAGGUGGGUGAAGGGUGCCGUUCUGAGCUCCUUGGUCACACAAGGUUUUCAUCAGAAAUGAGAAAUCUGUUGCCUGUGGUGCUGAACUUUCUUAGCUUGUAAAGUAAGAAUGUUAAUACUGCUUUUUGGGUCGGUGUGUGGCAAACCAGGGAAUCAAGAAGUUGAAUUUCGGGUGAUGUAAAUGGGAUAUCCUGAUGGCCAAUCACACACUCUUCUGAUUCUGUCACUAAGGACAGAACAAAAGGUUAAUUUUUAGGAGUGUAACUGUGCCUUUGGGUCAUUUAAAGGUGGUGUAUGGGAACGAGAACAAAAAGUGUCAUAUUUAUCUGCUGUAUGGCUUAACUCUGAUUACUCGUUAACCAGUGGUGACAAAUCUAAAUACGUUAAGUACCUGUGAUUGUACCUGUGAUUUGAAUUACUGCAUUACCAUUGAAAUCAACAAAUAUAUGAAGAAAAUAUUCAGUGAUACGUUAGAUAAAACUCUGUUGAUGACAUAGGGCCAUGAUAUUGUAAGCCAGUUCAGUUGAAAGGUUUAACAAGUUCUCUGGCUUCCCGUGCCAAGGUUUUUACACAGCAGUGUGUCACAGCGGCGAUUUGAGAAUGAGAUGGAAUAUUGAUGAGAUGGAUAAUCCUAUCCAGUUGUAGUGUGCCUGCUUGCUCCCUGUCAGUUGGGUGCUGCCCUUUGGCUUUUCUUUCCUUGGGUAAUGACGCACAGCAGGUGCCUCCUGAAAGAGAAGCUGUGGUUUGUGUGUUUAGAUUCAUUGCUCCGGAGGGGGAAGCCCUCAGGUCUGGUUGUGUCACCGAGUCCUUCCCACUAAGAACAAAGAUGCAGCAGCUGAUGGCAAAGCCUGAAGCGGUGGUUCUGCAACAUGUCUACUUGAAAACCAAAAAUUAGUAGGUUGCUAUUUUUUUGAAGCUGUGCGGUCAGAAUGUGGGUUGGUUUUCUGUGUUGUUUGGGUUUUGUUGUUGUUUGCACUAUUCUUACUAUUUUUUUGCUAGGAGGUGUAACUGCUGGCAAUAGGAAGAGCUCUAAGUGUAACAUAGCACAGAACUGUGGAUGUUCAGUGUGCUUUCAGUUGUUUUUGUUCCUCCUCCUGUCCCCCGUGUGUUUAACCUGGAACUGAAGGGCUCUUUCCUUUCUCCUGAAAAGUUGGUAAGGAGGAGGAACCCAUUUGUAGUGAAAACGUGGGGUUGUUUUCUUUUUCUUUUUCAUCCUGCAAUGUUGAAGGGCCUCCUUGUCCUGCUGCUGUAGGCAUUUAAAUGCCAUUGCCUGUUUGCCUGAUUCUUCUUUCCUUGUGUGUUACAUAUGCACACUUCUAAUGCAAUGCAUGAAGCUGCACUUCAACAUACAGACUUGCUCCACUUGCUACACAGGGGUUAUCUUCUUUGCCUAGAGUUCUUGUAAAUACUUCUAAACAUCAACCCAAAUCCUGUUCUGGCUACACGUGGCAGCAUUUGAUCAACAGAAGUAAGUCUGUAUGGCCUUAUGCAUUCAGUUAGCUUCAUGUGAUAGUCAUAGAAGAAAGGGCUUGGCGGAGAGAAUGACUGACUUAGGUGAGUGGAGAUUAAGCCUGGGUUUCUUACAGUUUUCUUUUUCCCUCUUCCCUCCUGCACUCUGCAAUAACUGUUCUAUAUUUGGAAAAUAGGGAGCGUUACCUGGCAGCACGGGUGAAUCAUGUUGGUUUUAUGGGGAGAGGAGAAGCGACACGUGCUUGUGCUUCUGCUCUGCUUUUAUGGGAUGCACUUUGCCCCCAGGGGGUCACAGUAGAAGAACCCUCUGGUAGAAGGGUUCAGUGUAGGGCAGACAAUAGUAGGAACCCAGACAGGUGUGGGGCAGCUCCCUGCUGCAAGAGCCAUCCAUGGGCUUGGCCUGAACCAACAGAGGGACUCCCGACUGUGUCUGCAAAAUGAAUGAAUACGAGGCACAGAGAAUGUCCCAGCUGGGUUAUGCACCAGAACUGCAAACCUUUGGCUGCUCUCCAUCUGAAGUAGAAGUACCCGUAAUUAGCAACUUAAAAAACAGAACAAUGGGGGCUUCUGCUGAUAGGAAUCUUCACUGAUUUUAAAAGAGUCUCCCUGUACCUGAGAUCAUGUCGCCAGAAAAAAAUUAGUUUAAGAAACCUUCCUGAAAGCAGGCAGGUUUUACAAACAAUUUGCAAUUCGUACACAAAUUUCUGAAUGAAAUUUCAGAUUGGAAUGUUGUGCAAUGAAGAUUAUUCUCAGGGAUAGCUAACAAGUUUCACAUAAUCAAGUAGAGAAAAAAAACAGAAAAUGAAAAUUAAAGCCCCGUUGGGAAACGUGCUUUAACCUCUUUGAACCAUCUGUAGCUAUGUACAUUACAUACACGUGUAUAGCUCUGUAUACAGAUGGAUAGGUACGUACACGCUUACUUGUGUUUCUGACCAAUAUGUCAUCACAACAAAUGGAGAAACGCUGUCCAAACUAAAACCCAUGACUGGCCGAGUGGCAGUGGGUAGCAUCACGCUGGAACAAUACCCACAAGCCUCUGCCUGGAUGACUGCUGAACUGUGAGUUGUCCUUGCCAGGACUUAAAGCUCUCGGUGGCUUAAUUUUGGUCUCAAAUGUGAAUAGCACAUGCAGACAUACAGAGCUUGUGCUCAUCUCCCCUGAACAUGUGCAUCUAGAAUCAGUGGCUGCCCCUUAAUGGAAACAAAAUGUUGAAUGCAAUUUAAGAAGUCCUAGGUCUGCUUUCAUCUUCGGUGCUGAGCCCAGCUCGUGGCAGCUGUAGAUGUCCUUGAUGCUCAGGGCUGUUGCUUUCCUAAUUAACUGGAUUUUUGGUGUUCCUCAAGACUUUGUUUUAGGAAACGAAUAUUAGUUUUCAUAUAUUUAAAUUUUCAAAGUAAAUUACUUCUUGGCAUAUAGAGUGAGGAGCUAUUUACAGUGUCUUUUAAAGUUAGGGGUAAAAUCAGUGUUUAAGCUCUGUGGAGGACCUCUUAAGUGUUAUUUAUGGGUGUUACCUCACCAUUGCCUUGUUUAUGCUGGAAAGUUGUCCAGGUGUUGUGGAGAGAUGGCUGAAUGUAAUGUCAUUCAUACUUUUGCCUAUAAUAGCAGGAUUGCAUUGAGGACUGUCAUGUGCCCAUUUCCUCCAGCGUUAAAAGUAAAUUCUUGCAGUUAAAUGUCACACAAUAUUAGUACUUAGCCCUGACUCACUCCCAAAGGCUGGACUGUACUUCAGGCACUAAGGAGUUACUGCUGGCGCUUGUACUGCUGUUCUGUAAAUGACCCUUCAGUGCUGGAAUGCAGAGCGGGCAACAGUUUGUGCCUCGGUGGGUUUUUGGUUCCUUGCCAUACAAGCUCAUGGCAAUCUGGAUAUGUUCAAUUAUAUAUUCAUUGUUUUUAUUUUGCUUGCGGUGGGUUUACAUAGUACUGUAUAACGUGGACUUUAUAACACUGACUUGUACCUUGAAUGUAAUAAAUUCUUAAUGGGAGGAGGCACUCAGGUUCCUUUAUGUAAAUAAAGUUUUGUUCUAUUUUUAAAAGCUA
Gallus gallus (chicken) is the source of this 5618-nucleotide messenger RNA. RefSeq names its product major facilitator superfamily domain containing 4B (gene MFSD4B). Gene Ontology annotation, biological process: transmembrane transport. Lineage: Eukaryota; Metazoa; Chordata; Aves; Galliformes; Phasianidae. The transcript is spliced from 4 exons. The record is from RefSeq and is a predicted model, not a curated record. Bases 63 to 1793 code for a protein of 576 amino acids.